Messenger RNA from Ectocarpus sp. CCAP 1310/34, 1613 nucleotides. The record is from the annotation of a GenBank genome assembly. Lineage: Eukaryota; Phaeophyceae; Ectocarpales; Ectocarpaceae.
AAGAGAGUGCGAAUUCCUGCCCGAGUUUGUAAUCACGCUGUGUCUGACCUCACUAUCGACACAGCAGCUGAUGUACCGUGUAUAUCAGCGUCUUUUAUUAAAUCGCAUCCAGUCCUGCAACGUUUACCUCUGAAACCUGUGCCUCCUGGCGCAAUUCAGUUGAAUAGUGCAGAUGGCUCAGCGUUGGAAAUCCUAGGAUACAUACGUUUUAAGCUCACACUGGGAGAUAUCACACUACCAGUGGAGGCUCUCGUGUUGCCCAACCUAGGUCCGGAUAAGAUGUUGCUCGAUAAUAGCAUUAUAAAUGCCUUUGGUGCCGUCCUUGAUUGGUGCGGUGAGCAACUUUCAUUAAAAAUUCAACACGAAAAAUUCCGGCAACUCACAGACGUACGAAUAGUCAAGUGGACACCAAUAAUGAUGCCCCAGCGCAAAUUUCCAUAGUGACGCUUGACCCAUCGAUAGGAGCGGUGCCCGUAUAUCUCUCUAAGAGAUUCUGCAUCCCCCCCGAAAGUGAAAUGGCAGUAGACGUCGUGACACAACACGCACCACAGGCAAACACGCCUGCGUUGGUCGAGCCACGGAUUGUCACUGCCCAAGACAUCGAAACGUCUGAAAAUAUACCCGAAGCGUUCCGUACAAUCGUAGUCGCUAGAACGGUAUGCAAUUGGUCAGCAAAGGACAAGUCCGCUGCAGUACAAGUUGCUAAUCCAUCCAAACGACACGUUCACAUUGCACGCGACACUAUUUUGGGGUACAUUUCGCCAGUAAAAUCGGUUGCCGAUAAAACAGUUAGCGCUGUCAAUAGCGACCAAACCACAUUCCGACACAAGCGAGACGAGUUGAAACGAGCCAUGAAAAAAGCUUUCACGAGCACUACAUUAACUCCUCAUCAAUGUUCGCAAGUCUUGGAUUUAUGCGCGAAAUACCGUAAUGUGUUUUCAUUAUCUCCGAAGGAGCUCGGAAAAUGCACGAUAGCCAAGGCAGAUUUUCCGCUAGAACCAGGCACUAAACCAGUCGAUCGUGCUCCCUAUCGUACUAAUCCUAGAGCGCAAGAAGUCAUCGACAAGUGUGUGGAACAAAUGGAAGACGAGGAGAUUAUUGAACAGAGACCUAGUUCAUGGGGAUCUGCUGUUACCAUCGUAGCAAAAGCUGAUGGCACUCCUCGAUUCUGCGUUGACUACCGCUCUACUAUUAACAAGAGUUUAAUUCAAAAAUCUUGGCCCAUGCCAGAUAUAGAAUCCCAUAUUGAUACCGUUGGAGGUGCAAAAUUUAUUACUGUCUGCGAUAUUCAGUCAGCCUACCACCAAAUUGAAGUAGACGAAGCAGAACAAGAAAAGACCGCUUUUGUGACACACAAAGGGAAAUGGGUUUUCAAACGCCUCCCGUUCGGGAUUGCGAAUGCUCCUUUUCUGUUUGCCCGUAUGAUGUCUCUGGCAUUCUCUCACUUCGGACCACGCAGUGGACUUGUGGUGUAUAUAGACGACAUUAUUUGCUGCAGCUCAAAUUGGGAGAGCCAUCUAACCUUAUUAGAAAGCAUGCUCCAAGCACUCCAAGCGGCCGGUUUUACCUUGAAACCCUCCAAAGUACAAUUGGGACCACAGGAAGGUACCUAA